AUGGCGGCAAUUGUGAAAGAGAUCCUGGCAAGGCCAAUACAAUUGGCAGACCAGGUGAGCAAGGCCGCCGACGAGGCCCAAUCUAACAAACAAGAGUGCAUGGAGCUCAAAUCCAAGACUGAGAAGCUCGCCGGCCUCCUCCGCCAGGCAGCACGUGCGAGCAAUGAUCUCUACGAGCGCCCCACGCGUCGCAUCAUCGACGAAACCGAACAAGCCCUCGACAAGGCCCUCACCCUCGUCAUCAAGUGCCGAGCCACCGGCCUUAUGAAACGUGUAUUCACCAUCAUCCCCAGCGGCGCCUUCAAAAAGAUCGGUCAGCUACUCGACAACCACAUUGGCGACGUGUCGUGGCUCCUCCAAGUCUCAGCCCCUGCCGACGACCGUGAUGAUGAGUAUCUAGGGCUUCCCCCGAUCGCCUCUAAUGAACCGAUCCUCUGCCUUAUCUGGGAACAGAUUGCGAUCCUCUACACUGGCUCGAUGGAGAAGCGAUCUGAUGCGGCAGCUUCUUUGGUGUCGUUGGCGAGAGACAACGACAGGUACGGGAGGCUGAUCAUUGAGGAAGGCGGGGUGCCUCCGCUGCUGAAGGUGGCGAAGGAAGGAGGAAAGGAAGGGCAGGAGAGCGCCGCCAGGGCAAUUGGGUUGUUGGGAAAGGACCCCGAAAGCGUCGAGCAGAUUGUGAACGCCGGCGUCUGCCCAGUGUUUGCGAAAAUCCUCAAAGAAGGCCACAUGAAAGUCCAGGCGCUCGUUGCUUGGGCGGUCUCCGAAUUGGCGGAGAAUCAUCCGAAAUGCCAAGACCCUUUUGCGCAAAACAAUGUCAUCCGAUUGCUCGUGAGUCAUCUCGCUUUCGAGACGAUUCAGGAGCACAGCAAGUACACUAUCCCGAGCAAGGAACAAAUGUCGUUGCACUCGAUUGUGAUGGCGAGCAACAACAACACGGAGCAUCAGACGGCACACCCGAUAACUGGGAAUCAAAACAUGUUUAGUCAGAUGCAGAAUGUUGUGAAAAGCACAAUGGCUAUGAACAAUGAGGGUCCGGCUCCCCUCGGCUCUGGUCAUGCCCAGGGGAAGCCGACUCAAAAUAACAAUCACCAGAACCUUCAUCAUCCGCCUCCGAGUCACCACAUCGCGAGACCGCACAAUCACCACGUGGCACUGUCCGGGGCCAGCAUCAAGGGGAGGGAGUACGAAGACCCCGAAACCAAGGCGGAGAUGAAGGCAAUGGCGGCGAGGGCGCUAUGGAAACUUGCCAAGGGGAAUGCGAGUGUUUGUGGUAGCAUCACGGAGUCAAGAGCGCUUUUGUGUUUCGCUGUUUUGCUAGAAACAGGUUCUUGGGAAGUUCAGCAGAAUUCGGCCAAUGCGCUUAUGGAGAUCACCGCGGUGGCAGAGCAAAAUGCGGACUUGAGGCGGUCGGCUUUCAAGCCGACAUCCCCCGCCUGCAAAGCAGUGGUCGAGCAGCUGCUGAAAAUAGUCAAAAAGGCAGACUCCGACCUGCUUGAACCGUGCAUCCAAGCGAUCGGAAACUUAGCAAGAACUUUCAGAGCGACGGAGACGCGAUUCAUUGGGCCAUUGGUGAAGUUGCUCGACGAAACAGAACCGAAUAUCUCUACAGCGGCUGUGAUUGCACUGAACAAGUUUGCAUGCACUGAGAAUUUCCUCCACGUAAAUCACUGCAAAGCGAUUAUAGAAGCUGGGGGAACCAAGCAUCUAAUUCAAUUGGUUUAUUUUGGGGAAUCCGGGGUGCAGAUUCCGUCAUUGAUUCUGCUGUGCUACAUUGCGUUGCAUAUUCCGGACAACGAGACGCUUGCUCAGGAGGAGGUGCUGAUUGUGCUAGAGUGGUCGACAAAGCAGGCUUAUCUGGCGAAUGAACCGUCAGUCGAAGAAUUAUUACCGGAAGCUAAAAGUAGGCUGGAGCUUUAUCAGUCUAGAGGAUCAAGAGGAUUUUAUUGA
Pyrus x bretschneideri (Chinese white pear) is the source of this 1947-nucleotide messenger RNA. RefSeq lists its product as uncharacterized. The record is from RefSeq and is a predicted model, not a curated record. NCBI's taxonomy places the organism in Eukaryota, Viridiplantae, Streptophyta, Magnoliopsida, Rosales, Rosaceae. The coding region runs from base 1 to 1947 and encodes 648 amino acids. The transcript has a single exon. Gene Ontology annotation, molecular function: protein binding. Gene Ontology annotation, biological process: cell surface receptor signaling pathway.